AUGGAUACACCCCGAGUUCAGGUAGGCGCGCCGGAGGUCGCCCAGGCUCCUGAGAGCACCCAAAACACUGAAACACCCGAUGUGGAUAUGAAUGAGACUCAGCAGAGCGCGGUGAAUGAAUCCCAAGCGGACGCGACACAACAGGAUAUUUCUCUGUCUGACGCGCAGCCACCUAGUUCAGCACCAACAGAACCGCCGCAACCUCCCAAGAAGAAGUCAGGGCUUCAUUUUCUUGACUACCUGACGUCGCCCAUUGUGGAACUCAUCGUCGGGAAGGACGAGCACAAGACUUCCUUAACAGCGCACCAGAGCUUGUUGUUGGAGUCGCCAUUCCUUGCGCAGGCUGUCGCCGCAUUCAGCGAAUCAGGUCCCGUACGCACUAGCUUCCUCCUGAGCAGUAUUCUGGAUGCUUUUACUAAUACAAUAUCUGGCAUGCAGCGGCGUAUUGAGCUUCCCGAUGAGAACGUCGAGGCAUUCGGUUGCUUCCUCCAGUUCCAAUAUACCCAUGAGUACUCCGCAUCCCCCGCCGAUCCAUCCGCCGAUCAAGACGUUGUAGGCGAACUGGAUGAUAGCGGCGAGCUACUGUUGAAACACGCGCGUGUCUACACUCUAGCAGAGAAGCUCGGCGUGCCUGCGCUCAAGAGUCUGGCACACUCGAAGAUCCACCGUAUCAACAGUACCUCUCACGGAGAGAUCGCGUACGCUCGUUAUGUCUACACGCACACGCCCGUCGACGAUGUCACUAUUCGAAAGCCCGUCGCCUCCUUCUGGGCCACCAGAAGCCAUGUGCUGCGCCACGAGGCUGAAGAGGAGUUCAAGAAGCUGUGUCUUGAAAUGCCUGAGUUCUGCUUUGAUGUACUCAGUCUUGUUCUUGACCAAAAAGAGAAACGUGCCCAAGAUCGAGCAGAGACCGAAUCGGGCAUUAAAGGCAGUGGUAGGAAACGUCUCAAGAGCGGUAUCUAG
Messenger RNA from Aspergillus fischeri NRRL 181, 963 nucleotides. RefSeq lists its product as uncharacterized. The transcript has 2 exons. Lineage: Eukaryota; Fungi; Ascomycota; Eurotiomycetes; Eurotiales; Aspergillaceae. The record is from RefSeq and is a predicted model, not a curated record. The coding region runs from base 1 to 963 and encodes 320 amino acids.